AUGGUUGCCAUUGCUGCUAAGGAAGUUGCGCUUUCUGUAAACGAAACCGUGUUCGCAGCCCUCCUGGAAGGGUCCCAGCGGGACCCUCCUGGUAGGGAUCCAGCGGAAGUACUGAUGCAGGGUAAUAGUCUCUGGCAAGAACUGUUAGCUGAGCUGCUGCGCGCUGCGCGUAGCGGUGCUCACUAG
Molecule: messenger RNA, 186 nt
Organism: Paraglomus occultum
Lineage: Eukaryota; Fungi; Glomeromycota; Glomeromycetes; Paraglomerales; Paraglomeraceae
Source: the annotation of a GenBank genome assembly